GUGUAAAAUACUUUUAAAAUAUUAGUUUAUAUAAUUAAUAUAUCAUGUAUAAAAAUAAAUGAGGUGAUAUAUUAAAACCUACAAGUAUAAAAAUAAAACUAAAUAAAGUAGAAGUAUAAUAGUAAUAAUGCAAUAUUAUCAAAUUGUAAUUAAUAAUGGUUAAUCGCAAAUGUCUCGUGGCCAUUGCCAACACCUUUCAAUCGUCCCCUUUAUUCUCUCUCCCUCACUAUGUUAGCAAAUUUCAUGCACAAAAAAAUCUCAUACCAUUUGCAAGCCAUUUCUUCCCUCAAAACAUUCCCACAUUCUCAUUUUGCCCCUCCAAAGGGCGCGCACUUGUCACAAGUGCGCGCACAACACUCCCACCACCCACCGUCGUCAUGGCCAUUUCCCCAUCCUCCCGUUCUGCCUCUGUCGUCUUUCUCGUCCUCUUCCACGCGACGACCUGCCUCGUCGUCCCGUCUUUCGGGAAGACCGAGGCCGAGAUUCUCACCGCCUUCAAAGCUUCCUUGGAGAAUGCCUCCGCGUUGUCCGACUGGGACCCGUCUGCAGGGGCCGUGGGCCCCUGCACCGGCGGCCGCCCCAACUGGCGCGGCGUCAUGUGCCUCAGGGGAAAAGUCCACGGCCUGAAUUUGAACAACAAAGGCCUCGGCGGGACCAUCGACGUCGAGUCCCUGGCGGGGCUACCGUCUUUUCGGGUCCUUGGCAUCAUGAACAACAACUUCCACGGCCCGAUGCCCGCGUUCAAGAAACUCGGGUCCAUGAAAUUCCUAUACCUGUCCCGCAACCACUUCUCCGGGGAGAUCCCGGACGACGCGUUCGCGGGGAUGCAGUCGUUGAAGAAGGUCCAUUUGGCGAAUAACAAGUUUUCCGGGGCGAUUCCGAGCUCGUUGGCCAAGGCCAAAAGGUUGAUAGAGUUGAUGGUGGAAAACAACAAGUUUGAUGGAGAAAUACCAAAUUUUAAUCAAGAACGUUUGAAGAUGGCAAAUUUCUCCAACAACAAUCUUCAAGGUGAAAUCCCAGCUAGGUUUUCUAACCUCAAAGCUUCCUCAUUUUCAGGGAAUGUUGGUCUUUGUGGAAAGCCAUUGGAGCCAUGCAAGGUCGAUGACGACCCUGCAGACUCCAAUAACUCUCGGUUCAAAACGAUAAUCAUCGUGGGCAUGGUGGUGCUGGUGAUCGUAGCGGUGGCCAUCGCCAUCAUCUUAGCCAUGCAAAGGAGAAAACCCGAAAACGACGAGGACAGUGGCGGGUCAACCCGGGCGCAAGUGGGCACCCAGACGACAACCGAUUUGGAGCGAAUGGAACGGGGCUCGGCUGGCGUGCCAGGCAAGAAGUCAUCGCCAUCGGAUCCACAAGCCAAGACCGGCGUCAAGCUUUCGUUCCUGAGGGACGAAGACACGGGCAAGUUUGACUUGGCCGACCUGCUCAAGGCCUCCGCAGAGGUCUUGGGAAACGGGUCCUUCGGGUCGACUUACAAGGCGGGCCUCAGCUCGGGCCCCGUGGUGGUCGUGAAGAGAUUCAGGCAGAUGAACGACGUCGUGAGGGAGGAUUUCGUGGAACACAUGAGAAGGCUUGGGAAGUUGAAGCACAAGAACUUGCUUCCUGUUGUGGCUUUUUACUAUAGGAAAGAGGAGAAGCUUAUGGUUUUUGACUAUGUUGAGAACGGAAGCUUAGCUUCUCAUCUUCAUGGUAAAAAGAACAAGAGUCGAGAGGGCGGCCUGGACUGGCCAACAAGGUUGAAAAUCAUAAAGGGAGUGGCGAGGGGGAUGCUCUACCUCUACAACGAGCUCCCCACCAUGGUCGUCCCCAACGGCCACCUCAAGUCCUCCAACGUCCUCCUUGACGCCGCCUACGACCCCCUCAUCGCCGACUACGGCCUCCUCCCCAUCCUCAACCACGACCACGCCGAGGACCACAUGAUCGCCUUCCGCUCCCCCGACUUCCGGCAGGGCGCCAGGCGCCUCUCCCGGAAGACCGACGUCUGGGCCCUCGGGACCCUCGUCCUCGAGACGCUGACCGGGAAGUUCUCGACGGACGCCGACGUCGUUGACUGGGUCAAGUCAACGGUCCCGAGCACCCUCGACGCUCUAGACGGGGACAUGAUGAGGGGGGCGGCCGCCAAGGGCUACGAGGGCGAAAUCGUCAAGUUGCUUAGGAUCGGGCUCGAGUGCUGCGAGGCGAACGCGGAGGAGCGGUGGGACAUGCGUGAAGCCGUCGAGCGGAUCGAGGAAGUCAGAAAAAGGGAUAACGGCGGCGAGGACGACUUCUACUCUUCGUACACCAGCGGCGGCGGCGACAACAUCCGUUCAUCGAGAGGCCUGUCUGAUGAUUUCAAUCACGUCCCGCUCAAUCUGUGAUUGGUUUUGGCUUUGUUUGAGAACAAUAUUUGUGAUUUGGACAAUUUUUCUUGGACGUACAAAUUAAUUUAAAGAACGUUAGAAGUUACCAUCACAUAGUAUACUUAAAGAAUGCUAGAACUUAUGUCGAAUGGAGCUUCUAACUAUUUUUCGUUCUCCGGAAAGAAAAUCAAUAUAUAUGUAUAGG
Molecule: messenger RNA, 2541 nt
Organism: Cuscuta campestris
Lineage: Eukaryota; Viridiplantae; Streptophyta; Magnoliopsida; Solanales; Convolvulaceae
Source: the annotation of a GenBank genome assembly